Molecule: messenger RNA, 1444 nt
Organism: Phaedon cochleariae (mustard beetle)
Lineage: Eukaryota; Metazoa; Arthropoda; Insecta; Coleoptera; Chrysomelidae
Source: the annotation of a GenBank genome assembly
AUAACGCGUGUGCGUGAUUUUUUUCUGCUAUUGUAAUCAUCAUAAUCAGUCUUUUUCGGAAAAGUAAAAAUCGCGAUUUCUUUUUGACUGGUGUCCAGGCAUUUUCGGUGACACUGUCAUUGUUUUAAGCUCACUUCAAUACCGCUCAAAGAUGACCAUAUCGGACCCCCGGCACCAAUAACACCAGGAAGAUGGCCUUGCUCAACUACAGCACGCCCUACCUGGCCACCCCCAAUCCACCCCUGCCCCACUACUACCAACCCCAGCAGCCGUACCCUCCCUAUUCUCCUCCCCAAGGCGGCUACUCCUACCCUCCACCGCAAAAACCAUUCUUGUUCGAAGACAACUCCCCCUACCUCCAGCAGCGGCCUUCGCAACAACUUCCACAGUCGCGCGGCCCAAGUCAAGCUCAGCCGCGCGGCUCAGUACAAGGUCAGCCGCGCCGUCAAGGUCAGGGUCAGCCGCAAGGUGACGGUUACGCCGGAGGUCGGCCGGUUCAAGGCCACCUGCCGACCUUCGCGAGAGUGACAGACGAGGGAACGAAGACCAGAGUGCACGCGGUGAUAGACUACGAUUAUGAUGAGGAGGAGGAGGCAGUUGAGCAUGGCCGACUGUCGGUGACGCCAAUACAGGGACCUAUUUUUCUUAGGAACGGUUCUGUGCCGGUGGUGCCGCUUUAUUCGCAUCCAGUGUUGCAGAACGGGACUUUUGUUCAAAUACCGAUAUUAUGGACAGCACUAUCCGUGGCAUUAGGUUUAGAAUUGAGGGGAGAAUAUAUCAGAGGAGUUCCUUGCAUAAAACGGAACCAACAACUGUACUGUCCUACAGCAGGAAAUUCUUAUCCUCUAGAUCGAAUAGAGCUGUUCAUCGACGAGAACAAAGCCUUGAUGAAACGCAUGUACGGCGAAUUCGACAUGCCGGACUACGACGCCCGUAGCGGGCCCGGAGCGAAGCGGAAGCGGGCCGCCAAGGCAGGGCCGGACCUCCACUUCGAUCCGGGACCGGAGCCGGCCGCGGCCGAGGAGCCGCCGACCGCGAAGAGCAGGAGCCCGAGGCAGAAUUUCAGGAACAAUCAGAGCUCAGAGAGCGGCAGGGUCGAUGCCUGUGAGAGUAAAAUAGAAAUAGUGACGCCAUAUUGGGCAUCAAAUUCAGCUGGAAAAGUUCGAGCCAUAGUAAAUACGCAACAUUUUGAGCAAGCCAUUCAUCAAGAAGUCUGCGCAAAAAGUAGUACAAAAAGGUGCACAGACGAUUGUGGCUGUGAACAGAAAUACAAAUGGCAUCGGCUUCUAGCCUACGAUCCAGAUAAUGACUGCAAAGGAAUAUUCAUGGACUGGUUCCUUUUUCCAUCAUGCUGCGUAUGUAGAUGCAGCCCGAAUUAGAAGAUUCAUCUCGAUACCAACUGAAUACAUAUCAACAUAUCCUACGAUACAAGUGACAUUAAAAU